Molecule: messenger RNA, 2955 nt
Organism: Plectropomus leopardus (leopard coralgrouper)
Lineage: Eukaryota; Metazoa; Chordata; Actinopteri; Perciformes; Serranidae
Gene: psme3ip1
Product: proteasome activator subunit 3 interacting protein 1
Cellular component (GO): nucleus
Source: RefSeq, a predicted model, not a curated record
CGGUGACACAAAGCGUCACAGAUCUGGAGCAGUAAUAUCAUUGGGACUAGCAGAGCUUGUUGUAAUGGCAGGGGGAGGGGCAGCAGGUGUCGACCUCAGCAGGAAGUUUGUGUCGGAAGCUGAGCUUGACGAGAAGAGGAAGAAGAGACAGGAGGAAUGGGAGAAAGUCAGGAAACCUGAGGACCCGGAGCAGGCCCCAGAGGAGGAGUAUGACCCACGGUCCCUCUUUGAGCGACUGCAGGAGCAGAAAGACAAGAAACAGGAGGAAUAUGAGGAGCAAUUCAAAUUCAGGAACAUGGUGAGGGGAUUGGACGAGGAUGAGACCAGCUUCCUGGACGAGGUCUCCCGGCAACAGAGCCUGGUGGAGAAGCAACGCAGAGAUGAGGAGAAGCAGGAACUGCUGGAAUACAGAAGCGCUCUAGUGAAGCAAGCGAACGCCGAAAACCGCAAAGAGCCCGAAAAGAAGGCGGCACCUAAACAUUCAGGGGCGGAGCAGCAGAGGACCAGUCACCUGUCUCAGGCUCAUUUAUUGGCUGGUGCUGUGAAGAGACGCAGUUCCUCCCAGUCAUCAGACAACAGCAAGAAACAGAAAGUGGAGAUCACAACGACAGCAACGACAGGAAAUGGAGACACACACACAGAACAGGAGGAUGGAGCAGGAGGAGGAGCAGGGGGAGCUGAAGAUCAACAAACAGUCCCCGGCCUGACCACAAAGACCCCCUCGGCUCCCCUGAGCUCCGGUCAAGGCGUGUUACACCUGCCGUCGGCAGCCGUGUGCGUCGGCGUUUUACCAGGACUCUGCGUUUAUUCCGGCAGCAGCGACUCUGACAGCAGCUCGGACAGCGAAGGUAGCGUGGACGCAAUCAUGUUGCCCUACCCCCGGCACAGCAGGGCGUACAGAUAGACACACACCAGCACACACACAGACACUCGCACAGACACACACACACACACACACACACACACACACACACACACACACACACACACACGUGGAGUAAGUUUGCAUGCCUUCAGAAUGGCUAGCAACAGUCAGAAAAGGUUAACCACACACAAGAUAUGCACAUACAGAGACAUAUUUAAAGGUCCUGCGGACACACACACACACACACACACACACACACACACACACACACACACACACACACACACACACACAAAACAGGGGUGUACCUGCAGGCCACACAAGUUCAUAUCAUGUUAGACUCAUACACUGACACAUGAGGGCUGGGAAUCGGUACUCUGUACCUUUAAGGCACCGUCUGAAACAUGCAGUAUCGAAACGUCUGCAGUCAUUUGAUACCUGCAUUCAAUCCUUUUUGUGCGAGCGGUCUGAUCCCGAACAGUCGACAUCUCUCUGCGGAACCAGCUGACUUCCUGUUACGUCUCCAGAGCCGCUAUCCUCAGAUCAACAUCCGCCCGGUGAGCACGAGCUACACAGCCGCACGAUGUCGUUAAACAGUCCCAACAACCUCACAGCGACAGCGCACAGCUCGACUCUACGUUAACAUGCACAGUUUACCGGAGCUGCGGUCAUAGCUCCAUUAGACCGUUUAACUGGACUACUGUCUUUGUCUCAGUAUACAAGCACCGGGGGACAAUCAAUGAUGGUGGAGACAUACUGUCUCUCUGCUAGUUGCUUUAAACCCUAAAUUAUUGAUACAGUCUGUGAUUUAGACCACAUUACAAUAACGAAAACCACUGAAGUCCGACUGACGUGUUUUCAUGACGGAAAAGCUCGACUUCCAAUCAAAUUGUUAAUUUCGAGCAUUUCGAUUUAGUGCGAUUUUAGUCGGACUAACAUGUUUAUAUGUAUUUUAAAAGUCACGUUUUUUGUUGGACUAACACUGAUUCAUCAUAAACUACAUUCAACAAAACAUCAAUGUCGAACAACGCUGGCGGCCAGCUGGGCUGUUUGAGGAUAAAGAGAGGCGUCGUGUCGGUAUACCGGGUGCCGUUAAACGAGUGUCGAAACGCUCUUUGUUUUCUUUCUAUCUCUGCGACUAAAGCAAAUAAAAGCCCAGUUACGUGCAGUUUUAUGGGAUACACGCCACUCCAUUCACAUUAGGGGCACUGAAUGAAGUGUUUAUUGGUAUCGGUGUGGUUUUAAAAAGGUUAACGAUACCCAGCCCUUUAACACACACACACACACACACACACACACACACACACACACACACACACACACACACACACACACAGCAAACACUUCAGUAUUCCUGUUGUUUUCACAGCUGUGAGUUGAACUGUUGCUCUUUGUCAUCAGACAAAGUUCAGCCGAGUCAAAUAAUCCUGACAAACAGCAACUUUAAGACCGAUUUAAACUAAAUCUGUGCAUCUAUUUGUGGUUUUUUUUUUUUUUUUUUGCUAUUGUGGCACUCAAACGUGAUACCUCAACCCUUCCUUCCCUCAAUCACAUCUCACGCAGUUUAAGCCGAGCAACCAAUCCCGCACUGCCUACCCCGACGACAUCCUGCCCCCUCCCCACCACCCAACCCUACUCCCAACCCAAGCCGCAGCGACUGCGAGCUGUGCUGUUGGCUGAGGGAACAGUGAUUGACAGCUGUGGAGCGAGGAAGAGACUGCUUUAGACUGUGUCAAAUAUGACUCACACCUUUUAGCUUUCAGAGAGAGAGAGACGGGGCAGGACGCUCCGCUCUCUGAGUUACAUGCAAAAUCUGCACGGUUUGAAAAAAAUAAUGUCUUUAUUUGUGUGAUGUAAUAAUGCGUUUCCUCAUCAAGUUUGUUUUAAAGUCGGAUGGAAAGACGUUGGACUGUUUGCUGCUGUCUCGGGCGUUGGAGCUUUGUUUUGUUGGUUAAAGUGUGAGCAGAGAGAAAUAAAGAGCUUUCCCUUGUACUGUGUGUUUGUGUCUGUGUGGCACAAGGCAUUAUUUAAAGAAUAGGGAUGGGGAGUGUUUUUUCAUUGUUAUUAAAACCAUUAUCGAGACUCCUUAA